UCGAUCCCAUCCAUCCACUCACUCCCCACCCUCGGGCCACAGUCAGCUUCCGUGUUCCGGGACAAACUUCAAACAACCAUUUCCCUCCAUUCCUUCCUGCUCCCCCGCGCCUGCUCAGGAGAGGAGCUGAGCGAGCGCGGCGCGGAAGUGGAAAGAGCCGGCGGAUUCGCGCUUGACCAGCGGCUCUGAUUACACAGCGUCUGCGCCGAGCUGGAGCAACGCGCCCCGGUUCCGGAGCUGCAGGGCUGACAGCUCGGACCAUCGGUGCCGGGGGCGCGGCCGUCACAGCCCCUUCAGCCGCUGCGGGGUGGGCGGCGGCGGUGGACUGAACCUCCCGGGAGAGGCUCCGGGCCCAGAACCUGCGGACGUGGGCGCGAUUCUACCUGCUCAUCCCAAAGGACCAGUGUUCCCAAAGGGUUGAGCUGAAGAGGAGCAGGCCCUGAACACAGUGACCAGAGAGUUGGGAAUCCAAAAUUAAGGUACCUGCCAAGAUGUUCCACUUACAAGGCCCACAACUGCUGCAGAUGUUAGAGAAAUCCUUGAGGAAUAGCCUCCCUGAGUCCUUAAAGGUUUAUGGGACCGUCUUCCACAUGAACCAGGGAAACCCUUUCAAGCUAAAGGCCCUGGUGGACAGGUGGCCUGAUUUUAAUACAGUGGUUAUCCGCCCUCAGGAGCAGGAGAUGGCAGAUGACUUUGAUCACUACACCAACAGCUACCAAAUCUAUUCAAAGGACCUCAAGAACUGUCAAGAAUCCCUUAGCACAUCAGACGUCAUCAACUGGAAACAACAUUUGCAGAUCCAAAGUUCACAGUCCAGUCUGGAUGAGGUGAUACAGAAUCUUGCAACCACUAAAUUCGUUAAGGUCAAGCAAACACAAUGCAUUCUCUAUGUGAUGUCUGAGACAGCGAGGAAACUUCUUCCUUCCCUGCCGGAGACAAAGAACUUACCUGCUGGAUAUGGCAGACCCAAAGCCAUUAACCAAGAGAUGUUUAAACUCUCAUCCCUGGAUCCUAUCCAUGCUGCCAUGGUGAAUAAAUUCUGGCAUUUCGGUGGCAAUGAGAGGAGCCAGCGGUUCAUCGAGCGCUGUAUCCGGACCUUCCCCACCUUCUGCCUGCUGGGGCCUGAGGGGACCCCUGUGUCCUGGUCCCUGAUGGACCAGACAGGAGAGGUGCGGAUGGGGGCCACCCUGCCUGAGUACCGGGGCCAGGGUCUCGUCUCCCAUAUGUUGUUUGUCCACUCCCACGCUCUGGACAAACUCGGCUUCCCCGUAUAUAACCAUACAGACAGAGCCAACAAAAUCGUACAGAAAAUAAGUCACAAUCUGCAACAUGUCCCCAUGCCCUGUGAUUGGAACCAGUGGAACUGUGUGCCUCUGUGAAGCAGCCACGAACCCAAGACAGUGCUCGGUGGGCUGGUCACCUGGCAAGAGAUGCUGAGGCGGGGGGGCAGAAAGAAAGAAUAAACUGUAAUCAGCAGUAAAGCAGUGUGUGUUGUUUGGGCUCUGGGGAAGCAGCAUGGGUGGUCAACAGAACCCCCAGAGUCCGUACUCCCAAAUCACUCAUGAAUUUCCCUUUGGGUCCAGCAGAACUUCCUAUUUCCUCCACAUUCCAACCCUGGUAACCACCAUUCUAUUCUGUGUUUCUGUGAGUUCAACUUUUUGUUUUUGAAGAUCCCACGUGUAAGUGAUAUCAUGCAGGAUUUCUGUUUCUGUCUGGUUUAUUAUACUGGUUCACAAUUUUCUACUAAUACAUAUGGCUAGUAAGGAAACUAUCCAUAAUCAAUAAGGAAUAAAUGCAACCCA
This is a messenger RNA of Physeter macrocephalus (sperm whale), 1802 nucleotides long. Its product is annotated as glycine N-phenylacetyltransferase. NCBI's taxonomy places the organism in Eukaryota, Metazoa, Chordata, Mammalia, Artiodactyla, Physeteridae. The record is from RefSeq and is a predicted model, not a curated record. The coding region runs from base 492 to 1379 and encodes 295 amino acids. The transcript has 7 exons. Gene Ontology annotation, molecular function: glycine N-acyltransferase activity; glycine N-benzoyltransferase activity. Gene Ontology annotation, biological process: glycine metabolic process. Gene Ontology annotation, cellular component: mitochondrion.